Messenger RNA from Gordionus sp. m RMFG-2023, 568 nucleotides. Its product is annotated as protein archease-like. The record is from RefSeq and is a predicted model, not a curated record. The transcript has 2 exons. The coding region runs from base 3 to 512 and encodes 169 amino acids. Gene Ontology annotation, biological process: tRNA splicing, via endonucleolytic cleavage and ligation. Gene Ontology annotation, cellular component: tRNA-splicing ligase complex. Lineage: Eukaryota; Metazoa; Nematomorpha; Gordioida; Chordodea; Parachordodidae.
UUAUGGACGAAGCUGACGAGCGCGAUGUUGGAGAUUUUUUUGAAAUUCCUGAAAAAAAAUAUGAAUAUUUAGAUCAUCCUGCCGAUGUUCAGCUUCACGCAUGGGGUCAAACUCUUGAAGAGUGUUUUGAACAAACAGCUAUAGCAAUGUUUGCAUAUAUGACAGAUAUAGAAACAGUUAGUAUUCAGACCACUUGGACAAUCGAAUGUGAAGCGAGUGACAUAGAAAGCCUUCUAUUUAAUUAUUUAAAUGAAUUUUUAUACUAUUUCUCAGCUGAGAAUUUUUUGAUAGCUCGAAAAGUCAAAAUUUUAAAUAUUACAAAAGAUAAUGUAAAUGAUCAAAAUUUUGAUGGUGAUGAAAUACAUUAUAAAUUAAAAGCUAAGGGAUAUGGCGAAUCUUUUGAUUUAGCUAAACAUCCACAAGGCACUGAAGUUAAGGCAAUAACUUACUCAUGUUUACAAAUUUUAAAACAAGAUAAUUUUUGUGAAUGCUAUGUCAUCAUUGAUAUUUGAAAUAAUUUUAUUGAUAUUAUUGUAUAUACUUAUCUCAAUUCAAUAAAUAUGUUAUA